Messenger RNA from Prinia subflava (tawny-flanked prinia), 10363 nucleotides. RefSeq names its product branched chain amino acid transaminase 1 (gene BCAT1). Gene Ontology annotation, cellular component: mitochondrion. Gene Ontology annotation, biological process: L-leucine biosynthetic process; L-valine biosynthetic process. The transcript has 11 exons. The coding region runs from base 855 to 2216 and encodes 453 amino acids. The record is from RefSeq and is a predicted model, not a curated record. Gene Ontology annotation, molecular function: branched-chain-amino-acid:2-oxoglutarate transaminase activity. Lineage: Eukaryota; Metazoa; Chordata; Aves; Passeriformes; Cisticolidae.
AGAACUUGGCACUUCUGACAGCUGCACUGAGAUGAAACGACUUCUACAACAACUCUAAAGGAGAUCAGAAGGGGAAAACCUACGAAAACAUUAGUAAAGGAAGAAAAGACUUAAACGUAAAAUCACUUGGGAUGAAAGUAAGCACUUUGUGAACAUCACAGUGGCAUUUUCUUUGAAAAAAUUGUGGGUUUUUUUUUUUUUUUUUCCUUUUGUAUUAGUUUUACAGGCACGGGUAGAAGCAACACAGUGGACAGACACGCUGCUGUAUUUAUUCCUUUGUCUUCGGGUGCUGGUGAGCUGCCUGCCAGGUACCAGAACUGGGAGGUGAGGCAGGAGCGGUGGCUCACAGCGCUGUGUAGGUACACACCAGACCUUCAGCACGGACUGGGGGCACGGGGGAGCACGGAAACAUCUGGCAGCCCCACUAAUUCCCGAUAAAACGCGUCGUAUGCCCCCCUCCUGUGUUGGGUGGCAAUGCUGGGCACUGAGAACCAGCCGCGCUCGGCGGCGUGGCGAGGGUAAACAGGGAAGAGCUGGUGAUGGCAGGGAUAACUGUGAGGUGUCGGUGUGUCAGCCGAGCGAGACAGAGGAAAUGACUCAGAAAACCAUGAGCUGCUUAACGCUGGCUGAGGAGCACGCGUCGCCCUCGGUUUGAAUUACAGCACAAGCACCGAAUUGUCUUCCCUCGGCCGGCGUGCAUGCCCAUCUCAGAGCCGGGGUGACCCUGCCCUGCAGCAGAGGUGCGGGCGGGGGUCCGGCCGAGGCUCCCGCGGGCGGGGGAGCGGCGGGGCGGGGCGGCCCCGGCCCCUCGCAGAGCUCCCCAGCGCCCGCCGUGCGCGCCGCCCUCGCCGCUGAUGCAAUCCGAGCCCGGCAGCGCCAGUCCGAGCGGCAGCAGCCCCGGCACCGCCAGUCCCAGCAGCAGCAGCCCCGGCAGUCCCAGCAGCAGCAGCCCCAGCCGGCCCCCAUCCCGCGCUUCGCCGCUGUGUCCGCCCCCGGAGCUCGGCUCCAUCCCGCCCAGAGCCCGGCAGGAACAUCAGCCCUUGCCUGGCAGCAUGAUCAAGGGCUGCCAGAAUGAGUGCACAGGUGGAGGGUGUUCAGGAGACACAGGAAAGCAAGUGACUGAAUCUUUCAAGGCUUCUGACUUGAUUAUCACCCCAGCUACAACGUUCAAGGAAAAACCAGACCCCACUGGUUUGGUGUUUGGAACCGUGUUCACUGAUAACAUGCUGACAAUUGAAUGGUCCUUGGCCUCAGGAUGGGAGAAACCCUAUAUUAAGCCACUAGAGAACCUCUCAUUACAUCCAGCCUCCUCAGCCCUGCAUUAUGCUGUAGAAUUGUUUGAAGGGAUGAAGGCUUACCGAGGAGUGGAUGGCAAAAUCCGCCUGUUCCGGCCCACCCUGAACAUGGACAGGAUGGCACGAUCAGCACGGAGAACAACUCUGCCAUCCUUUGACCAGAACGAGCUGCUGGAGUGCAUCCGUAAGCUUGUGGAGGUGGAGCAGGAGUGGGUCCCAUACUCAACCUCUGCCAGCCUCUACAUCCGUCCUACCCUAAUCGGAACUGAGCCUUCCCUUGGAGUGAAGAAGCCAACUAAAGCCCUGCUGUAUGUCAUACUAAGCCCUGUGGGUGCUUACUUUGCAAGUGGAACCUUUAAUCCAAUAUCCUUGUGGGCAGAUCCAAAAUACGUAAGAGCGUGGAAAGGGGGAACAGGAGACUGCAAAGUGGGAGGGAAUUAUGGUUCUGCUAUUUAUGCCCAGCAAGAAGCCCUGGAGUUUGGCUGCCAGCAGGUUUUGUGGCUCUAUGGAGAAGAUCACCAAAUAACUGAAGUUGGAACAAUGAAUCUGUUUCUCUACUGGGUAAAUGAAGAUGGAGAAAAUGAACUGGCAACGCCACCUUUAGAUGGCAUCAUCCUUCCAGGAGUGACAAGGCAAAGCAUUUUGGAUCUGGCACGCAGCUGGGGAGAAUUUAAAGUGUCAGAACGAUACAUCACCAUGAGUGACCUGACAACUGCCUUGGAAGAGAACAGAGUGAAGGAGAUGUUUGGUGCUGGAACAGCUUGCAUUGUAUGUCCCAUCUCUAAAAUUUUAUAUAAGGGCAAGCACUUGCACAUUCCAACUAUGGAGAAUGGGCCUGAGUUAACAACCCGUUUCCUGAAUAAGCUAAGUGAUAUCCAGUAUGGAAGAGAAGACAGCGAUUGGGCAGUGCUGGUGUCAUGAAGGUGGCAGAGUUCAGAGCCUCCAGCCAGACCUGACAUCUGAAUAAUGACAACUUCUGUAGCUGCCAGUGCGUAGCAUAGUCUCAGUAUCAACUUGCUCCCCAGGAUGAUUGUUUCCACAAUCCAGCAAAUGUGAACACAAUCAUUUUGAUUUCUACUGUAAUCCUGUUGGUAGAAGCCUGUCUUCUUGGUAGAGGUGCUAAAUGUUAGCAAUAGAACUUUCCCAAUGGUUUUCUUAGUGCCUCCUUGUAUACAGUCUGAAAACUUGUAAAAUGCUCUUCAACUGCUCUUCAGUUUGGUUUGUUUACUGCCACCAUCAGCAGAACAUGUGUCACAUGAGGAUGUUGCCUGUUACCUGCCCACAGGGUUCUGUUGACAUAAUUCUGCCUUUUGCUCUGUGUUUGAGAAACAAAGAGGUUCAGCCACACACUCCAUCCUUUCUGCUCUGCUUGUAUGGGACAUUCCUGAGUUUGCAUAGCCUGCUAGAUGCCCACAUACUCUGUCCAACAGCUCUGGCCUUUAGCCCCAAAUUCUCUGAGUCAGUCGAGCCUGUAAGAUGGUCCCUGCUGGCCUGUUGCCCUUCCCUCCACGGGGAUUUGCAGGGCUGCUUGGGCAGUGCAGACCUCUCCAAUAGUUGAGUAAAUCCUUCUAGACAUGGCUGUGUUGGGCCCUGCUGAGAUAGAAAUUCCCCUUUGGCCUGGCAGAGCUGAGCUCUGCACACAGUGUUGCCUUCCACGUGAGUGUUUAGAAAAUGAGAUUAGACAACUUUGGCUGUGAAAACUGAACCAUUCUUCACAGCAACCAAACCUUUGGAUUGAGGAAUUUCCUUCAUCAUACACUCAUGUAAUUUAGGUCAGAAAAAUGGUUUUCUCACCCCUUUCACAUUGCUUAUCCAGCCUCCUUUGACAUGUGUACCGUAGAAGGGCCGUCCUGUUAAGGAACAAGCAGUGUUGUCAACAGAACAGAAAAUGUCUAGAAGGAAAGAGAUUUCAUUCAAACCCUGAUUUCAUUCUGGUUAAGCAGAUAAUUCAUACAAUGCUGCUUUCUCACAUGCAGUCUUGAUACUUUGGAAGCAAUACAGAGCAUGUAGCCCGUGGCUGGGGAAGUAACUUCUGCACAUGUUCACUAACCAUCAUGCUGUAAUAUUUAUUAGCUUUCUCCUUCUGCACACAGCUUUGUUGAACAGCUUUAAGAUACCUCUUGCCAAAAAGGAUAACCAUAUUCUGUAUCAAUGUUCCAAAGUGCUACUUCAGUAUAAAACUGGUGGAACUUUAUUGACACUUUAUUGGAGUCCCAUAAGAAGUAAAAGUGAAACAUUUUUUGUUGUAGCUUGCAGUAGAGGUGCACCAGUAUUAAGGGAAGCAUUUAGCACUUUAAUUUUUUUAAGACCAACAGUAUCUCUCCCAUGCUUAGUAAGUCCUUUGUAGUUACUGGCAUUUGUUAACAUAGUUUAAAAAGGCAAAAUAUAAUUUCUAGUGGACCAUCCAUGCCUUACACAGCUGUUAAAGAGCAGCCUUAUGGCUUCCUGUUCAUUUUUGGUCACAUUUUGAAGUCCCCUCCUUAGCCAUCACUUUUGUCUGCUCCCUCAGAUUAUGAUUUUUCCUGUCUUUGACUGCAGUCCAAUCUGAUCUUUUAAUGAAGAACAGUUGAAGGUUCUCUCUGACAAUGUAACUAUUGUUAAAAAUUGAUGGAUAAUUUUUUCUUUAGUCUUUAAUUGCAAGCACAAAAUGUUGUUUCACUUAACAGUAGCCAUAGUGUUGUGACCAUUUGAAUUUGUAUCAUGUGCUGGUCUUUGUCCAGUAUCUUAUGUGUUACAAGCUGCUGGUAGUCUCCUUUAUUUCAUUUAUUUAAUUAGAUGGCUGGAAAAACUAACAUUGGGAAUAUGUCUAGAUGCAGUAUGGGGUAGAGAGUUUUAUCCAACAAGACCAGUGUGGAAAUUAAAGAGUGCCUUUAACCAGAGUGUGGCAUGCAGCUCUCUAAAGAUUAUGUAAUGAGCAACCAUUUAUGGCUUACUUGUACUGUCUAAUUUCCUUUAAGUUCAUCUUUGAUUUAGCAGCAAAUGGAAAAGUGAAAAUAUCUAACUUCAGAUGCAUGGCAAAGUGGUUGUGCAGUACUUUUACAUCUCAGCUUUGACAGAGUUGAUAUAUGAUACCAUAUAUCAAAAAUCCCCAUGAAGGCCUCAGUAUACCAGCAGCAAUCUGUUCACUAGGCAGAAUGAAUAAGGACCAGUUAGAAGAAUUAUUUUACUGAAAUACAAACCUGAAAGUUGUGUAAAACUGUUCUUGGAUUGGUUGCAAGUCAUUUAAUGUGAAGAAACCAGGUGGUUUCAUUUGUUGUGUUUUGCACUGACCAGAGAGACACCUCUCUUUUUUCUGCUGAUGGAGACUUCAAAAUGAGCAGAAUUGAUAGUGGAAUGACCCACAGAAGGGAGUGGUCCAUUUUCUCACAGGGAAGAAUGAAAACGUGGAGUGUGUGUGUGUUAAUUGUUGUCUUUAAAAUCUUGGUUAAUUGCCUUGCUCUGUCUGUGUCAGCUCAAAGCUGUGCUUGUUUCCAGGUGCAAACCAGGGGAAUAGGUUUUAGAUUUUAAACUCUGAAACCUAAAUAAGAGAGCUGACACAUCACUACAGUACAGGAAAGGCUUCUGAUGUUGCAUGCUGUCCUACUCUGAAUUCUGGUGGUGCAUUUUAUCCCCUUAACCAAAGGAAAGAAAUAACAUGUGUAAAUAACAAUUAGUAUUUGAUAUUCCAUUCUCCUUGUUUUCGCUUGUAAAAUUUAGGAGGGAGCUGUGGUAUUCCCUGAGCUAGUAACAGAUUGUAAAAGAACAUCUGCACAUCUUUUCUCCAUGUGCCCUAUUUGUUUAAUUGCAACAGAUUUACAUAGAAAGAGUAUGGUACAUCAUAACUAGGCAAUUAUCCAUUCUUCAUCACUUAGUUAUGGUUCUGGUAAUUGAUCAUUUAAGACAUAAGAUAGUCUAACAUUAGGAAAAUUUGAAACUGUUCAAAAAAGAUCAACAAAUUAAUAUUGUGUGAUAUUUGCAUAAUUGGCUGCAAUUAUUUAAUAUUUAAUUGGGUUGAUCAAAUGAGAUUCUGCCUUUCACAUGCUUAUGUUUUACAAACAGUGGUACUUUAAAAUGAUAAUAGUGAAAUCUAAUUUUCAUAUGUUCUUUCUUCUCCUCUUCAUUCUUUUGAUUAUUAUUUUCAGUAUUGAGCAUGUCCUUAAUUUUCAGUUUGGUUAGCAUGAUUCAUGACUAGGAAAAAAGUCUUUCAAACCACAGAAUUUCCAUGAAACUGGCAUUUCAUACAAGCUGUUCUGGUGCCAAGAAUUAUGGCUUCAGCAACUGGCAUUACUUAACCAGAUUGUUAACUGCAGUGAGGCAAAUUCACUGAGAAUUGACAGGGACAGACCCAGGUGAGGCUGCUAAUAAAGGUUCCUAGGGUAGAUAAUCUGUUCAGUCCAUAGCAGUGCAAAGCAAACACGAUUUUUCUGGGCUGUAGAAGGGAAGACUGAUAACACAAAAGCAAGGUAGUGAGAUCUCUCUGCCCAGCCAUUGUUUACACCUGUUCAACUAUCUCAAGCCAAAAUGCAGUUAUCAGCCACUCCUCCUCUUUGUAAGUAACCUCUUGUUCAGGUUUGCCUUUGUUUCAACAUAGAGAUAUCAUAGAUCCUUUCCUUUUUUAUUUUUUACUUAUUUUUUUAUUUUACUUAUUAUUUAUCCUUAGGCAUGAAGAAAUUUGGAAAAAUGAGAUACUUGAAAGUCACUUGGAGUGUAAGUUAUUUGAAAUGUCUGUCUUCCAAGAGGUAGACAGAGAAACAGCUGGGACUGAUCUCAGAGCUGCCUAAUUAGAGGAGGAACCCUCUUGAAUUCAAUGGCCUCUCCAAAACAAUCUGCAUAAUCCCAGCAGAUUCCUGGGUGUGAACUGUCUGUUCACUGUGCCUUGCUAUGGAGUAGAAUGCAGAGGUGUUCAGAGUUGGUGGCACAGCCUGGUAGACUGUGGUACAUUGUAUUUUUCUGCAUGGGAUCCACCCUACUGAGGGUAACUUUUAAUGUUCUUAGUGGCAGGCUGAUAUCCUGAGAGGUGGCAGCUGUAAAUGAUGGCUGAGCAUGCCCUGAGACAGUUGUUGCCCUGUUCCUUGCUGUCUCCCUUUCACCCCUUUUUGCACCCCUUUUUCCCCAGCCUUCUAUUGUUGUCUCAGAUCUAAAAGUGACUAUUUAAGCAAAUUCGCAUUCUUCUUGCUUUUAGCAGUAGUGACAGUUUAAAAAAAGUAGUUUUUUUCAUAUUCCAGGUGUUGAGGGACCAGAAUUGUGCUUUACCACCAGAACAUGGAAUCUCUGAACAGAUUUCCACAGGCUUUGUGACCCUGGAAAAGUUAUCUGAACUCUAAGUACAGAAUAGUAGUACUACCACGUACACCACUUUUAACUCUAACCUAGACUGUUGCUUAAAAACUUCUUCCAUUACAGAUGAAAUUAAGAUUUCCAGAAAAAGCUUUUUAAGCAACAAGAAGUAUGCCACGUGAAGUCCAGUAUUUCAAGAAUUAUAUUAGAAUAGACUAACUUGGUUAUGCAGAGAAAAAUGUUAUUUAAAUGAGAAAUACAUUCAAGGUUUUCUGCAUAAACCAAUAAAUGUGUAAGAAAUGUAAUUCAGAAUAUAAAAAUUAGUGUACAGAAUUAUCUUGACAAGAGAAAUUCACCUCAAACUGGGCUGUCCUAUUAAAAAAGUGAUGCUUGAAGGAAUCAUGACAGCUCUCAAUGUAAAGUCAUUAGCAUGGGACUGUCUUAGAGGUGUACUUGGUCAUGUAGCACUGAGACUUCUUUAACAGUCUUGACCAAAAAUUUGCUGAAUUGCAAUGCUUACCAAUUGGAAGUAUGAAAGAUACUUUUGCUGUAUUUUGUCUCUAUCUUCAAGAUUUGGAAAAGUAAUUCAUAGGUCCUAAAUCACUUAAACUCAAAAACUUCUUAAUAAGUUACUUGUGUUUUUAGCCAUAAGAGCAAAAGAGAAUACUGGCAUUGCAUUGGUGAAAAAUACUGUUGUAGCAGUCCUCUGGUCCCUACCUUGCUUUGAGCAUGAUUCUUACUAGUAGGAAUUCCAGGAUAUUUUCUUUGACUGUGCAAAAUCUGAGUGCCAUCCAUAGUACACUUGGCAAAUACAUCCCCAGCUCCAUAAACAAAACUAACUUGGCCAUUACCUUGAGCUAGAAGAGUCAGGUACAUUAGGACUUAGAAGAUGAGGAGCAAUAAUAAAUUACAAUAGGAAAUAGAUUUGAAAUAAGAUUAGUCAAUAGAUUUGGAAUCAAGUUUUGGAAUUAGCAGCUCAGAUAAACAGAAGUCUCAUUAAUCACACUAGCAAGGUUAACCACACCUAAAUAUACUAAAAAAAUAAUGGUAAUUAUAUUUACCAGUAGUAACAGCAUGGUUCUCUCUGAACGUGAAUUUAUACUCUUUGCUUAUCUUAAAACUUAAUGUUGUGUCUUAUUUUUACCACAAUCCUGCAUUUUCUUGCCAUGCUUUAAAAAGAAAAGUCUCUUAAAUUUCAUGUUCUUGGGAAGAUGUUAAGAAGGAUUUUAAGACCUUGGGUUAAAUUUUUAAAGCCUUUAAAAUAGAUGCUGGGUAAAAUUUAGGUAGAAACAGGGAAGACAACUUUGUGGAAGUAUUUGACUAGUGUUCCAAAUGGUUUAUCAAUACUGGCCAUUUUUGGUUUUUACCAAAGAGGUAUGCAGGGAAUAGUUGAUAAAAUAAGCUUAUUGCUUGGUCUUCUAAGCAAGAGUUGGGGAAGUUUCUAAGAGCUGGUUCUCUUAACACUAACUCUUUACAGUUCUUGAUUUUGUCAGGCUUAGAGCAGUCAUUUCAGGGGGACAUGGAGGAGCUCAGAAGCUUAUCUCAGGUGGUACUGUCUUGCAGAAGCAGAUUUUUUUUCAUUUUAUGAUCAAAGUGAUCGAGGUAUGAACAUGGAAUCUUUUAAACUUUGCACCUUUUUUGUAAAAAUUUUGUUUUUCAUUUUAGAGUUCUGAUACAGUGUUGCUGAACUAUUGUCUUACACUAUCAUAGUGCAGUAACUUACAGGAAGAAAGCAAACAUUCUUACUCUUUAUGUAAUCACCUUCUUUCUGUAUGCCAAAUCCCCUGCUCACUACAAUUUGGUCACCAUGGGAAUCGAGUGGAAUAAUUGCACCCAAAACUAAGAACUUAAUGCUGGCAGCAAAUGCCAGAGCAGUAAGUGAAGAGUCUGCUGUGUCCAAAACAGGCAUGCCAGGAGCAAGAGUGACAAUACCCAUCAGGUCAGUGAGGGCAGAACAUCUUCACCAUCCUCGUUCAGUGCAGCUGAGAGAUGACCCAGGUGCACCAGAAUCUAGCAGGAUCAGAGACUGAUGUCGAUAUUUAAGAAUGCUCUUACUCAGUUGCUUAAAUACCUACAUCUGUGCCUACAUUUUCCACUUGGGCCCCUGUGUCUUAACUGCAACCUACUUUUAUAUGUUGUAAAACUGGAAUAUUUGGUCAAACAGGUAAUGCUCCAUACCAUCUAACAGGUCAGUGAUGUAUUCCCUUCCUGUAGUUUGUAUUAAGCCCAGUGAUUGACUAGAAGGAGACAAGCAGGUAGGAGACAAACACAUCAUUAACACUGUUUCACAGUCAAGGAUGUUCACAAAGAGUGGAACUAUUCCUUUCAUCUCCUGGGGAAAUGGCUUGGGCUCACCUUGGCCACUGAGUGACAAAAUGUGAAAGGUUCUUUGCCAUAAUGGAGACAAGUAAGAGUUUUAUCUGAAGCUAUUUACAAACAAUUUCUGUUGGAAAGCUGGAAGUCCUGAUCUACUUGACCUUUGAGGCAUUUAGAAGGGUGCAGUAGUAGUUACUGAAAUUGUAGCACGUAAGUGGUGGGAAAUUAGCAACUUAGAGAGGGAGAAGUAAACACCUCUGAAGGGUCUCUGUUUGCUCAAAUGUUGAAAGUUAACUGGGUAUUUUACAAGAAUGUGAAGCAUAUAAAAGCAGUAAAGGACAGAUGUGUGAAAAAGUACUGGAUAAACUAAAGGAAACUCUACCUCAUUCUUCUCUAAAGGUUUUGUAGAAGCACAAUUAAGUGCUCCUAAUGGCAUUGUUACGUACUGACCAUCUGGCAUGAAAGAAGCACUAUAUUUGUAUGUCUAUAAAUCCUCUAAGAACUGUAUUUUGCUGGCAGUAGAAACAGUCUACACUAUUUGCAGUUUUCCUCAUCAAAUCUGUAAUUAAGCAAUGUUUCUGUCUCCAAUAAAGGAAUUUAAUUGGCACCUGUUUGUGGCAUGUUAUGAAAUCACCGGUGUUGAGUACAGCUACCUAAGCGUAAUUAUCCCAUAGAUGGGAGCUGCUAUGAAAUAAAGUCUUGAAGGCUGGAUUAAAAUUUAAAAAAAAACCCAAAAAAACAAAAAACCAAAAAAACCUCCUGAAUGAAGUGUGGCAUGUAAGAACAGCAAAGCAAGGCUCAAGUGGCAGACAUACACCUCCCCUGCCAAGCCUGGAGGCUGAGCCAGUUAUCUCACUUACAGUAAAAUGCUGGACAAAUUAAGCAGCAAAAGUACCUACCUGCUAACCAUGUAGUCAUGAAACAGUUUUUAAUGUGCCAGGACUGCGUAGCAGAGAUUGAAUACAGCUCCCAUUCUGAGGGUUUGAGGGUGAUGAAGUCAGAGGAGAGAAUGCCAGAAAACAGCUUUGUACUUGGAGCACUUACUUCACAGGGCAUUUUUGAACAGUCAUUACUCCGAAGUAUGUCAGCCAGUGGGAAGCCUUUUGAAGAUGGAAAGUACUGAAAGUGAAGUGUCAUUAAAAUCUUGACAUUUGCCAUGUGUGGUGGCUAUAUUUACAAAAAUCUUUACGUAUUCUCCCUUUCCAGUGCAAGGGAAUACUGUGAUUAAAGGUAGUACUGAUCCAUGCUGUGGUAAAGUAAACAUCAGGAUACAUUUUCCACCUGGUUUGGUUCUUGGUGACUUCAGAGAAAGCUGGCAUGGAUACAGGACACUUUAAAGAAGCUGUAGAUAGGUAAGUACUAAGAGCUAUAAAUUACUGCUAGGAGAAUGAACCUAACACAUCAGAAUUGCACUUUUUUCCUGUGUCUUGGCCUCUCCUCUUUCAUCCUAAGGGAACAUUUCUUAACUGUAAGUCUAGCUCGAGCUCCAGCUUUCA